GCCCUAGUGCGAGGCCCGAGGCCGGAUCGCGCUGCGCCGGCUGAGUCUGGUGAGAGGGGCCCACCCGGGUCGCCGAGCCCCCAGAAAAGUUUCUGUGCGCGAGGAGAGGACGCCCGGACCGGCGCUGCUAGGAGAUGCGCGACUCUGCGCUGCGGUGGUGGCGGCGGCGUGGACCCCAAGCCCCGGAGGACAGGCGCRCCGGACAGUAGUCCACCCUGAAGCUUCGCUGACCAUGAAUGGGAUGGCCAACGUGAAUUCUGCCAGCCGCCCGCACUAUGCCUCUUCCAUUCCUGUGCCUCGAGCGUCUUCCCAGACCAGGAUCCAUACACCCGGUGCCUCUCCCCAGCUGCGGCCCCGCCAGGCUGGCCUGGCCCUGAGCCCCCAACGAGCAGCCUCUCCAAGACUGGGCAAGGCUGCAGGUCCUUCCAGAAACUCCUCCCCCAAGGUCUCCCGGGGCAGAGGCACCCCCAGGGCUGCUGGGGCAGCRAAGGAAUCAGCAGAGGAUGGAGAAAGCCUCCCCAGCUCUCCCUGGAGCAGUCCCAGGGUAACCCCCAAAGCAGCCUUCUCCAGCCAGGCAGGGUCCAGAAGAGUCAGAGAGGCUCAAGGCACCCAUGGGAAGAAGAAGGCCCAGGAAGGGAUUCCAACCCGCCAGACCCGGGGCAGGAGCCCGUCCCGGACAAGCUGUCAUGGAGAAACCCACAUACCAGGGACUUCUGAAGGUCGAAAGCCUCCUAGCUGCCCAGGAAAAGAUCAAAGAGACAUAAACUACAAAACUUCUGGGAUCCUCAGGUCUUUGGAGCCCGACGACAGAGCAUCUUCAGGGGCUUCCUCUCCAGUCUGCAGUCCCAUGCAGAGCAAGCGCCCCUCCCCGACCCCAGCCAUUAGCUUCUCCUCCGUCCAUCAGCAGAGCCAGCCGGUCACAGCCACCGUGGCCCCCUUCCAGUACAGGUUACAGACAGACCAGGAGCCUGGUCCCCUCCCCCAAAGCAGCUGGGCCCUCGAUGGCUACUCCAGUCCCCCCAGCAGGACUGAGGACAGCUUCUCCUGUAUGGACGCGCGGAUCGUCCAUGCGCUCCUCGCGGGCAGAAUGCUGGGCAGCAGCGUCAAGAGCGUGCAGCCCGAGGUGGAGCUGAGCGGCGGCGGCGACGAGGGCACGGACGAGCCGCGAGGAGCCGGCAGGAAGGCGGCAGCGGCGGACGGCAGAGGCAUGCUGCCCAAGCGCGCCAAGGCGCCGGGCGGCGGUGGCAGCAUGGCCAAGGCCAGCGCUGCUGAGCUGAAGGUCUUCAAGUCCGGUAGCGUGGACAGCCGUGUUCCCGGCGGUCCACCGGCCUCCAACCUGCGCAAACAGAAGUCGCUCACCAACCUCUCGUUCCUCACAGACUCAGAGAAGAAGCUGCAGCUCUAUGAGCCGGAGUGGAGCGACGAUAUGGCCAAGGCACCCAAGGGUUUAGGCAAGAUGGGGUCCAAGGGCCGYGAGACUCCGCUGAUGUCCAAGACGCUGUCCAAGUCUGAGCAUUCACUCUUCCAGGCCAAAGGCGGCCCGGCGGGCGGCGCCAAGACCCCCCUAGCUCCUCUAGCGCCCAGCCUGGGAAAACCCAGCCGGAUCCCACGCGGACCUUAUGCGGAGGUCAAGCCGCUCAGCAAGGCGCCAGAGGCGGCGGUCAGCGACGACGGCAAAUCGGAUGAUGAGUUGCUCUCCAGCAAGGCCAAGGCGCAAAAGGGUUCUGGGCCUGUGCCCUCCGCCAAGGGCCAGGAGGAGCGCGCUUUCCUCAAGGUGGACCCCGAGCUCGUGGUAACUGUGCUGGGCGACCUGGAGCAGCUGCUCUUCAGCCAGAUGCUGGACCCAGAGUCCCAGAGAAAGAGGACAGUGCAAAAUGUCCUGGAUCUUCGCCAGAACCUGGAAGAGACCAUGUCCAGCCUGCGAGGCUCCCAGGUGACUCACAGCUCCCUGGAGAUGACCUGCUACGACAGCGAUGAUGCCAACCCGCGCAGCGUGUCCAGCCUCUCCAACCGCUCCUCCCCUCUGUCUUGGCGCUAUGGCCAGUCCAGCCCGCGGCUGCAGGCUGGUGAUGCACCUUCGGUGGGCGGGAGCUGCCGGUCGGAGGGGACUCCUGCCUGGUACAUGCACGGGGAGCGGGCCCACUACUCCCACACCAUGCCCAUGCGCAGUCCCAGCAAGCUCAGCCACAUCUCCCGCCUGGAGCUGGUUGAGUCCCUGGACUCGGAUGAGGUGGAUCUCAAGUCCGGCUACAUGAGCGACAGUGACCUCAUGGGCAAGACCAUGACAGAGGACGACGACAUCACUACUGGCUGGGAUGAAAGCAGCUCCAUCAGCAGUGGGCUCAGUGAUGCCUCCGACAACCUCAGCUCAGAAGAGUUCAAUGCCAGCUCCUCACUCAACUCCCUCCCAUCUACUCCCACUGCCUCCCGCAGGAACUCUACAAUAGUGCUGCGCACAGACUCAGAGAAGCGCUCUCUGGCAGAAAGUGGGCUGAGUUGGUUUAGUGAAUCAGAAGAGAAGGCCCCCAAAAAGCUGGAGUACGACAGCGGUAGCCUAAAGAUGGAACCUGGGACUUCUAAGUGGCGGAGAGAACGGCCUGAGAGCUGUGAUGAUUCUUCCAAGGGCGGAGAACUCAAAAAACCCAUCAGUCUGGGACAUCCUGGUUCCUUGAAGAAGGGCAAGACCCCACCAGUGGCUGUCACUUCCCCCAUCACUCAUACAGCCCAGAGUGCCCUCAAAGUUGCAGGCAAACCCGAAGGCAAAGCUACAGACAAGGGUAAGCUUGCUGUAAAGAAUACCGGGCUGCAGCGCUCCUCUUCUGAUGCUGGUCGGGAUCGCCUAAGUGAUGCUAAGAAGCCCCCCUCGGGCAUUGCUCGCCCCUCCACCUCGGGAUCCUUUGGCUACAAGAAACCCCCUCCUGCCACAGGCACGGCCACGGUCAUGCAGACUGGUGGCUCAGCCACUCUCAGCAAGAUCCAGAAGUCCUCAGGCAUCCCCGUCAAGCCAGUGAAUGGGMGAAAAACUAGCUUAGAUGUGUCMAAUAGCGCRGAGCCUGGAUUCCUGGCUCCCGGAGCCCGUUCCAACAUCCAGUACCGCAGCCUGCCCCGGCCAGCCAAGUCCAGUUCCAUGAGUGUGACAGGUGGGCGGGGUGGACCUCGCCCUGUGAGCAGCAGCAUUGACCCCAGUGUCCUCAGCACCAAGCAAGGAGGCCUUACGCCCACCAGACUGAAGGAGCCUUCCAAGGUUGCCAGUGGGCGGACCACUCCAGCUCCUGUCAAUCAGACAGACCGGGAAAAGGAAAAGGCCAAAGCCAAAGCAGUGGCCUUGGACUCAGACAACAUCUCCUUAAAGAGCAUUGGCUCCCCAGAGAGCACUCCCAAGAACCAAGCAAGCCACCUGCCAGCCACCAAAUUAGCAGAGCUACCACCAACCCCUCUCAGGGCCACAGCUAAGAGCUUUGUCAAGCCUCCUUCACUAGCCAAUCUAGACAAGGUCAACUCCAACAGUCUGGAUCUACCAUCGUCCAGUGACAGCCACACUCCAAAGGUCCCAGAUCUGCAUGCUACAAGCUCAGCAACUGGGGGCCCUCUCCCUUCUUGCUUCACCCCCAGUCCAGCACCCAUCCUCAAUAUUAACUCAGCCAGCUUCUCCCAGGGCCUAGAGCUGAUGAGUGGUUUCAGUGUCCCAAAGGAGACCCGCAUGUACCCCAAACUCUCAAGCCUGCACAGGAGCAUGGAGUCCCUUCAGAUGCCAAUGAGCCUGCCCAGUGCCUUUCCCAGCAGUUCCCCCAUCCCCACCCCUCCUGCGGCCCCUGCUGCCCCCACAGAGGAAGAGACCGAAGAGCUGACCUGGAGUGGAAGCCCCAGAGCUGGACAAGUGGACAGUAAUCAGCGGGAUCGGAAUACCCUUCCCAAGAAAGGACUCAGGUACCAGCUCCAGUCCCAGGAGGAGACCAAGGAGAGGCGGCAUUCCCAUACCAUUGGUGGGCUGCCUGAAUCCGAUGACCAGUCAGAGCUGCCUUCUCCCCCUGCUCUCUCCAUGUCCCUGAGUGCAAAAGGCCAGCUUACCAACAUAGUGAGUCCCACGGCGGCCACCACGCCAAGAAUCACCCGCUCCAACAGCAUCCCCACCCACGAAGCGGCCUUCGAGCUGUACAGCGGCUCCCAAAUGGGGAGCACCCUGUCCCUGGCCGAGAGACCCAAGGGAAUGAUUCGGUCAGGAUCCUUCCGAGACCCCACGGAUGAUGUUCACGGCUCGGUGCUGUCCCUGGCCUCCAGUGCCUCCUCCACAUACUCCUCACAAAUCCGGAAGCUUCGUAGAGAACUGGAAUCAUCCCAGGAAAAAGUGGCCACCCUGACAUCUCAGCUUUCUGCCAAUGCUAAUCUAGUGGCCGCUUUCGAGCAGAGCCUUGUGAGUAUGACAUCCCGCCUGCGACACCUGGCAGAGACAGCAGAGGAGAAGGACACUGAGCUGCUGGAUUUGCGAGAAACCAUAGACUUUCUGAAGAAAAAGAACUCUGAGGCUCAGGCAGUCAUUCAGGGAGCCCUGAAUGCCUCAGAAACCACACCCAAAGAACUACGGAUCAAGAGACAGAACUCCUCAGAUAGCAUCUCAAGCCUCAACAGCAUCACCAGCCAUUCCAGCAUUGGCAGUGGCAAGGACGCUGAUGCGAAAAAGAAGAAGAAAAAGAGUUGGGUCUAUGAGCUUCGAAGUUCCUUCAACAAAGCCUUCAGCAUAAAAAAGGGACCCAAGUCAGCCUCCUCAUACUCUGAUAUCGAGGAGAUUGCCACACCAGACUCCUCGGCCCCCUCGUCACCCAAACUGCAACAUGGCUCCACAGAGACAGCUUCGCCCUCCAUCAAGUCCUCCAACUCAUCCUCUGUGGGCAUUGAUGUCACCGAGGCCCCUGCUCAUUCAGCCCCCCACCCCAGGCUGUUCCACACCAACGAGGAGGAGGAGCCAGAAAAGAAGGAGGUAUCCGAGUUGCGCUCGGAGCUGUGGGAAAAAGAGAUGAAGCUCACAGACAUCCGCUUGGAGGCCCUCAACUCUGCCCACCAGCUGGACCAACUUCGGGAGACCAUGCACAACAUGCAGUUGGAGGUGGACCUGCUGAAAGCAGAGAAUGACCGGCUGAAGGUAGCCCCUGGCCCCUCCUCAGGCUCCACUCCAGGGCAGGUCCCUGGAUCAUCUACUCUGUCAUCCCCUCGCCGCUCCCUGGGCCUCGCACUCACCCAUUCCUUCAGCCCAAGUCUCACAGACACAGACCUGUCACCCAUGGAUGGCAUCAGCACCUGUGGUCUAAAGGAGGAAGUGACCCUUCGAGUGGUAGUACGGAUGCCCCCACAGCACAUCAUCAAAGGGGACUUGAAGCAGCAGGAAUUCUUCUUGGGAUGUAGCAAAGUCAGUGGAAAAGUUGACUGGAAGAUGCUGGAUGAAGCUGUUUUCCAAGUGUUCAAGGACUAUAUUUCUAAAAUGGACCCAGCCUCCACCCUGGGACUAAGCACUGAGUCGAUUCACGGCUACAGCCUCAGCCAUGUGAAACGAGUGUUGGAUGCUGAACCCCCAGAGAUGCCUCCUUGCCGUCGAGGUGUCAAUAACAUUUCGGUCUCCCUCAAAGGUCUAAAGGAGAAGUGCGUGGACAGCCUGGUGUUUGAGACGCUGAUCCCCAAACCGAUGAUGCAGCACUACAUUAGCCUCCUGCUCAAGCACCGGCGCCUCGUGCUCUCAGGCCCCAGCGGCACUGGCAAGACCUACCUGACCAAUCGCUUGGCUGAAUACUUAGUGGAGCGCUCUGGCCGCGAGGUCACCGAGGGCAUCGUCAGCACCUUCAACAUGCACCAGCAGUCUUGCAAGGAUCUGCAACUGUACCUCUCCAACCUAGCCAACCAGAUAGAUCGAGAAACAGGAAUUGGAGAUGUGCCCUUGGUGAUCCUACUGGAUGACCUGAGUGAAGCGGGCUCUAUUAGUGAGCUGGUCAAUGGGGCUCUCACCUGCAAGUAUCACAAAUGUCCCUAUAUUAUAGGUACCACCAAUCAGCCUGUAAAAAUGACACCCAACCAUGGCUUGCACUUGAGUUUCAGGAUGCUGACCUUCUCCAACAAUGUAGAGCCAGCCAAUGGCUUCCUGGUGCGUUACCUGCGGAGGAAGUUGGUAGAGUCAGACAGUGACAUCAACGCCAACAAGGAAGAGCUGCUUCGGGUGCUGGACUGGGUGCCUAAGCUGUGGUAUCACCUCCACACCUUCCUGGAGAAGCACAGCACCUCAGACUUCCUCAUCGGCCCGUGCUUCUUCCUGUCCUGUCCCAUUGGCAUUGAGGACUUCCGGACCUGGUUCAUUGACUUGUGGAACAACUCCAUCAUUCCCUAUCUGCAGGAGGGAGCCAAAGAUGGGAUCAAGGUUCAUGGACAGAAAGCUGCUUGGGAGGACCCAGUGGAGUGGGUCCGGGAUACUCUUCCCUGGCCAUCAGCCCAACAAGACCAAUCAAAGUUGUACCACCUGCCUCCACCCACUGUGGGCCCUCACAGCAUUGCCUCACCUCCAGAAGACAGAACAGUCAAAGACAGCACUCCAAAUUCUCUAGAUUCGGACCCUCUGAUGGCCAUGCUGCUGAAACUUCAAGAAGCUGCCAACUACAUUGAAUCUCCAGAUCGAGAGACRAUUCUGGACCCCAACCUCCAGGCAACACUCUGAGGUCCCAGCAGUCACUGUCACCCCGGACUACAGAAGGCUGGCAUCAGCUUCCUUAGCUCCUCCUCUCCCCUCUUCUUUCAGAGCGCUAGCUCUCCAGCCGAGGAGGAGAACAGGAGGGAGGAGGAGGAUAAGAAGAGGGGCAGGUUCUUGGUGCUGCACCUUGGAGAACUUCCUACUAGGGAUUGGUGGGGUAGAGUUUGGGAACUUGUGUCCCCUAAAUACAUUUACUGGCCUCCUCUCACCAUUUUGGGGAAAAGAUGAUUCUGGGUCUUUUCCUUGAUUUCUUAUUUCAAUUAUAAAUUCCUGGGCUUUCUAGGAAAAGGGGUUCAGAAGACAUCAAAAAACUCUGCAACAGCUCCUGAUUCUCACAAACAACUCCGAGACAGUCACAGGUGGGGAGACCUGAGGGAGGCAGGACUCUCCGCGAACUUUCUUGCAGACCCUUCCCAACUCCAUCACCACUGCCAACAACUCUUCCCCCAGAGAUCUGGCCGGAGCCCAGAAAAGAAGCAUGUGGUUUAAACAAUGUGUAAAUCAACCUGUAAAAGGUAAAAUGCAAUGGAAAAGAUGAAUCUGGAGAGAGGGGACCCAGUUGCCAAGAAAGAAAGAAAACUGCCAGCUCUUGCCUUCUGGAUAACAGGGGAUGUUGACAAGAUGCCUGCCAAAUCUAAGAAGUYGCCAAACCACAAAAAUAACAUUACAGCCUUCAGAGAAAGACUCCUAGCUCUGUCUUUCUACCCUCUAAUUUAACAUGCAUGAGAGUCAAUAAACCCUACUUUUUAAUUUUUUAUUUUUUUAUUUUGCAUUGAUUUUUCCCCCCUACCAUCUGCCUAUUUAUUUUCCUCCCCUGCUUCCCCCCUUCUUCACAUGUCCGUGAGAUACUGGGUUGCUUUUUGAGGGGUUAGUUUGGCUUUUCCAAGUGGAUUUUCUUAGGAGAAUCUGAUGCCAUCUAAUUGGUACCAGCUAAACACCUGUCAUGCCACUCUAUGUGGCAUCCUUAGGGCCUAUAUAAGACGUGAAGCACUGGAUCAGCAGUAGUGGGAGAAGAGGAACCCAGUUCCUUUAACUUCCCUUUCGCAAAAAGCACACGUUCUGGCCAGGAGCUCAAUUGGCAACUUUGAGCUUCAUUGUAGACUGUAGGAAAACCAAGAAAUUGGAGAGACUCUUCUAUCUUGUGGCUUGCUUGUCCCUCUCACUGCACUAUUUAAUGGUAGCCAUUUCACCUGACUGAAUCAAAAUUCCCCAGCCAGCCCUUACUAUUUGUUUUUGACAGGUGAGUAUUCACUUGUAAGAGACUGAACAGCCAUGUGAGACACUCCAAAUCAGAAUUAUAGGUUCAAGGAGCUUGAUUUGGUGGCCAAAAUAUCUGCCUUCUGGGGAGAUCCCACAUCUUGCAAGAAGUUGCUCUUUUCCUGAUGUCCUGAAGGUCUGCCAGUCCAUGUUCCUUCGGUUGACGGAUACUGAGUACUUAACUGUGUACCAGUUACUAGAUUUAAAAAAAUAAGAGACAAGACUUGGGCCCGUAAGCUCAUGUCUAGUAGAAAAUGUUGACCCCCCAUUAAAUGCAUACUACCUUGUAUCUGGACCUUCAGGAUCACCCAAGAAAUGUAGCUGAAAUCCAAGAAGUCAGCUAAGAAGCCUUUGAUUAGAUGUCUAAUACAUUGGGGGCAGAAGAUCUGGGAUCAACUAAGGUGGAACCUGAAAGACUAUGGAAUCUUGCUUGUCUGGAGUUGGCAAGUCUACUUCCUGCCACUUCUGAAAGCCCUAAGGGAACAGAUUCCAGGCUGAACUGCCAAGUGGGCUGAAAUUUCAGGGCUCUGCCAAUCAGGGAUAUGUGGUGAGCUUGGGUUUAAAAGUUUGCUGUUCAGAUUCCUAAGUAGCACAAGACUAUCAGAUUCUACAGGCAUUCUGGAUCACUCUGUUCCACCCAACCGAGGAGUAGAUUCAUCUGAAUCUUCAUAUCAGAAUAUUUUCAUUUAGUUCCCAAGAUGGUCUAGUUUAUCACCCCCCCCCACCCCAAAGAAAAGCUUCUGUUUUCACAUGGUAGCUCCCAGGGAAGACAGGGUCCUCUGUGCUGGAGACUAUUAUUGCUAUUGCUGCUAAUUCCAUGAGCCGUGAAGAUCCCCCAACCAACUUGGCUGUAAAAUAUGCAAUUCUGUGGUGGGAAGAAGCUGUUUGUCCAAGGAUGGUGCUGAAAUCACUGCCUUAAGGUCUCUGCUGCRCAAAAUGAGGCCCCAGAGCUGGGUGUUCCAACUUAGAAGGAAGGAAAGACCAGAUGGGCUUGCUUUGGACCUAGGCCUCUUCUGUGUACCCUAUUCCAAGCUCCAGUCCCAUGGCAAGGCUUAGACUUUUAAUGCCAUCUUAAUCGGAUGGUUGAGCCCUUAACUCUACUUUCCGGUGCUGCCCAGCCAGUGCCUUCUGACAUGGAUGUUACUGGCUACUUGAGAAAAAGGAGAGGGGAGAGCCCCUUCUUCCAUUCCAACUGCCUCAGACCGCAGAGAGAUUCUUGUCUCUCUGGUAACCAUGGAUACCACCAUGAAUUUUGUGUGGAUCUUCAGCAGGUUUUUUUCUGGAGGCUUCUCAUGCUCUGACUUUUCAUUUCUAUUCUUGGGAUCCAUCACCCUCUGCUCUUGGUUGACUGCUGCAUUUAGCCCAGGUGUCUAAUUGCUUUCCUCCAGAAAGUGUGUUCCCAACUUUGUGAAGUGGUAAUGAAGCCUCAGCUUUCCCUCUGCAGUCUGGGACCUUGUUUACAGUUGCACAUCUGGGCCCCUCAUGGUAGGGAUUGAUCAUCUCACAAAGGAAUCCUGAGUAUUUGGCAACUGUAGAAGAAGGUUGGGCCUCCUCAUGGUGCUAUAACCCCUUGGGACGCUCAUCCAGACUUCUCUGAAGCAGAACACCAAGCUCCCCCGACCUGCUGCAAGAAUGAACGGCAAGGAGCAAAUCCGCAGCGUUCUCUCCUACCUACACACCUGCUUCUUGGUUGAGACUACUGGGAUCCCUCAAAAAAGAAAACCAGGUCCCAUAGCUAAAUUCUCAACCCCCAGGCACCUUUGGAAGAAUCUGGCCUAAUUCUGGAAUUUGUACUGUUUCCUUCCUCUCCAGCCCCUGACUUCAUCCCUUACCAAAGCGAGCUAGUAUAGAACAUGGUUCAAUACCUAACAUCAAUCUAUGGGGAGAGCCACAACUCAGAGAGAGGUUCCUCGGCAGAGUCCCCCUCAUUUCUGGAUGGGGAAGACCAACAAGAUGUGUCCAAUAUAUU
Messenger RNA from Urocitellus parryii (Arctic ground squirrel), 9950 nucleotides. Lineage: Eukaryota; Metazoa; Chordata; Mammalia; Rodentia; Sciuridae. The record is from RefSeq and is a predicted model, not a curated record.